GGAAGUUACAUAAACGACGGCAGACGCCCUUGUCUGACAAGGACACUUUCGCUCGAUUUCCGUUCGACGUUCAUCUUCGAGCUAGUCGAGACUUAAUCAGAUUUAAAAUCCGGCGAGAAUCAGAUUACGCAACGUAAAGAGAGACCCGCACAAGUAAUCGCGAAAUUAGAAAAUACAUCAUACCGUGAAUUAACUCGACGACAGAGAGAGAGAGAGAGAGAGAGAGAGAGAGAGAGAGAGAGAGAGAGAGAGAGAGAAGAGCCUUUCUAGCGCUACACAAAACAGUCGUUGUUUCAGCUGCCUAGAGCGAUAGAGGAGUAAAAGUACAGAGUACGCAGAUACCCGAGAACAAAAGAAGAUGCAGAUAUUCAUUGUAGUGCCGUUUCUCAUAGGAAUGAAGAUACUUGACGUCCCUGCCGAAGAAGCGAACUUGAAGCUUAGUUAUGAGUAUAAUUACGAGGUACACAUGACAUCGGACUUCCACCAGUACGGAAGCGAUGGCAUGUAUGAAAAGAGAAACGACACGCUCCUGUCGCUCAACUUCUUGUGUUCGGACGUGCAACAUGAGAGCAUGAUGUGUUACAUUGAGCCUUGCAACGAGAUACAACCAACGCCACGAAAAAAUCUGGAGUCGCAACAAUUGUUAUACAUGGCUCCCAUUAAUCCCAGUGUCUUUUACAGAAAUAGCGUGCCCUUCAAGAUUAUGUUCGGGGCUAAAGGGAUCGACGGUUACAUCGUCGAACGUCGCUCGGUACCGAAGCAAUUGAUGAAUAUUUACCGAUCGAUCGCGAAUCAGCUGAGUAUCGGCUUUAAUAUCAACGAUACGGUGAGCAAGACAUUCAAGUUGAACGAACGAUCCAAUGUCGCUGACUGCCCCACGAGAUACGAGAUCUCAGUAGAGUCGAGCAGAGCCAAACGAAAUAUCGUGCUGGUGCCCUUGGUUAAUCUUGAUUUCCAGAAAGGGAUGACAGUCAUCUCAAAGCAAAGAAUAAUCAGCGAAUGCUUUGUAACGUCGAACUAUUCCUUCUCGGCAGGAAUUUGGCCCGAAUUUGUCCCAAAAGCGGCUAAGGUCGCUACUUUGGUACACACGAGUAGUUGGAUACAUUUAUCUGCGCACGAGAUAAAGUCUGAAACUACAAACAUAUUCAAUUUUUACAAUCAGAGCAACUACCGUGUCGGAUUCGUCAGGGAAAGAGUUAAUCUUGAACUUAAAUCGUAUCGUAAUAUAUCUCCAGUACAUAUACCUGUAAUCAACAAGUUUAACACUGUUGAAUUAGAUAUAUUUAACGACAAUGUGCUCUGACGAGUGCUUUCUACCGUAAACACUUCAAUUUUUACAUGUUAUACGUUUUCCUUGUUUUCUUAUAUCUUUUAUCAAUUGUUACUGAACUGACUAAAAAGUUGCGUGCAUUAGUUUAUCGCACGGCAAUAUUAAAUAAAAAUGCCUAUGCCAAUAAUCGACGAUUUUUGUGUAUUUAAUUUUACAUAUUGUUUAUC
This is a messenger RNA of Harpegnathos saltator (Jerdon's jumping ant), 1497 nucleotides long. RefSeq lists its product as uncharacterized. NCBI's taxonomy places the organism in Eukaryota, Metazoa, Arthropoda, Insecta, Hymenoptera, Formicidae. The record is from RefSeq and is a predicted model, not a curated record. Gene Ontology annotation, molecular function: lipid carrier activity. Gene Ontology annotation, biological process: lipid transport. The coding region runs from base 359 to 1303 and encodes 314 amino acids. The transcript is spliced from 4 exons.